Messenger RNA from Osmerus eperlanus (European smelt), 4258 nucleotides. Its product is annotated as aerolysin-like protein. The record is from RefSeq and is a predicted model, not a curated record. The coding region runs from base 328 to 2772 and encodes 814 amino acids. Lineage: Eukaryota; Metazoa; Chordata; Actinopteri; Osmeriformes; Osmeridae. Gene Ontology annotation, molecular function: protein binding; zinc ion binding. The transcript is spliced from 13 exons.
CAAGUAGUGCGUGUAGGACGAGGUUAGAAACGUAAACAAAGAAACUUACUAAACCUAAUUUUAAUAUACUAAUCCAACGAAUCAAAGUAUUUGAGACCCCUUUUGAUAAAGCAAUUUGAAUGAAGGACGAUUCCGUUCAUCAAGCAGGUUGUGAUGAAACAGUUUACAUCCUGCUGCUAGUCGUUAUUGUAUCAACCAAAUACUUUUCGAGACGAUGCAGGCCAAGAUGGAGAAAGACAACAAGGUGGACCAUGUAGGUCGUGCUGGUGUCUGAGGGUGAAAGGAGUUUCCAGGAGUACAGGAGGGGGGAGAAACCCCCAGAGCAGCAUGGAGGAAGCAACAGGUUCUCCUCAGGAGGAGGUGAUCUCUCAGUUAAAGAGUGUGUCUGUUGAGGAUUCAGAGUCACCAUCAGCCAGCGACAAGCCUACAAAUAAGGAACAUCAACUUAUGACACACAGGGUGAAUGAGGAGAGAUCAGUAUCGCCAACCCCCAGUUAUCUGUCUAUGGAGAGUGAACAGUCAAUGUCUGUCCUUAUGAAUCGCAAAGAGCAGGACAUGCCUGAUGAGAAGGAGGUUCAGACUGACAGAGCAGGAUCACCAACCCCCAGUCAUGUAUCCAUGAAGAGUGACCGUUCUAUGGAUAUACCCAUCAGCUUCAGGGUUGGAGGUUCAACAAUCAUAGAGGGUCUUUGUGAUCCUUGUUUUGAUGAUGAAAAAAAGCUUAGAGCCGUGAAGACCUGUCUCACCUGCAGCAGCUCCUACUGUGACAAGCACGUCAGGAGGCACUACACAGACGCAAAGUUUCAGACACACACUCUGGUGGAUGUGGACCCAGCCAAACAGCAGAGACUCUGCCAGGAUCAUCACAAGCCUCUGGAGGUGUUCUGCUGGACUGAUAACAUGCUGAUCUGCAGUCAGUGUUCUGUAACACAGCACAGAGGACAUUACAUCUUUGUAAAGGCUGAACAAGCUGCAGGAAAGGAACGUCAAAGGCUAGAUACAGUUAAUCUGUUCCCUCCUGGAGAGAUCAGCUUCCUGUCAGUGAAGCCAGACUCUGUGACUCUGACCUGGGGACCUCCUGAGGGUCUGGAAGGACCCAGGAAGUUUAUAGUGACCUGGGAGGGUGAUGGAGAACCAGAUAACCUGAUCAUAAAAGACAUGUACAGAGUACAAAUCAUUGGGCUUCAACCUGGUCAACAUUAUGAUUUCAAGGUGGCAACAAUGGGAGCCGAAGGAAGCCAAAGCAGUUCUAUUUCAAAAACUGUAAUAACAGCGGUCCCAAGGCCCAGCUACCUGGAAGUAUUAGAGAGCCUGGACAGGUCUCUGUCUGUAGAAUGGGGCAGAACAAAUGGACUGCAGCUCUCUCAUCGCUACUUAAUAACCUACAGGAGCCCUGGAUCAGAACCGCUGGCAGUACACACUGAACACACAACAGGAGUUCCAUCACCAACUGACCUGACCACAGAGCAGUUACAGCCCUCCUCUGUGACCCUGUGUUGGACCAAGCCUGAAGGAAUGGAGACAAUCCCACAUCACUUCCUCAUAACCUACAGCAGCCCAGGAACAGAGUCCCAGCCAACACAGACUGGAGACUGCUGCACAACACUGACUGACCUGCUACCUGGUACUCACUACACUGUUGGAGUCUGUACUGUGCUGGAUCAAGGAGGACAACUGAGUAAACCUGCCUCUACAACCAUCAUCACUGACGGGUGGCCUAUGGGAAAUUGUGGCCCCACUGCAAGAACAGAGCACCCCCACCCUACCUCCCCCACGCUACCACCAGCCAGAGGAAUUCAACAUCAGUUUGCAUCGACAGCAAGAAUGUCAUACCUUUCACCGAUGCUUACAAUUGGUGGACAAGGAGGUUCUCCCUUUGACUUCAAUGGUAUUGACAGUGGAGCCACGCUGGAAAAGAUCUGGGUGUGGGUAGGAGGCUGGCAGGUGAAGGCUCUGAAGGUUUGGCUUACUGAUGGUCGAAGCCAAGAAUUUGGAGAACCUGCAGGAAAGUUUUCUGAAUUUCAGUUUGAAGAUGGAGAGCAUUUUACCAAGCUUUCACUGUGGGGAAAUGGUGCUGGGACACGUUUGGGUGCCAUGAAGUUCCAAACAAAUCACUCACGGGAGUUCUUUGCUUACAUGACAGACUGGGAGCUGAAAACUGAGUACCCUGUUGAUGUCGGCUCCGGGAUCUGCGUUGGAGUCUCUGGAAAGGCUGGUUCAGACAUGGAUUGCUUAGGUUUCCAAUUCAUUAAUACCAUCAAGUCUACAGUAUUGACGGAUGUCUAUUACCCCACACUUCAAGGUGUAAUACCCCAGGUGGCUACUGAGCUAAUUAAGUCUGUGACCUACAAAAACAACUUUACUGUCCCUCAAGAAUACAAAAUUGAAACGUCUAAAACGAUCACCAAAAAGUCAUUGUGGUCUGUAACUAACAAGUUUGAAACAAACUUCAACUGUUUGGUGAAAGCAGGAAUCCCAGAGGUAGCAGAAGUAUCUGCUGGAUAUGGCUUCACUUUGGGGACAGAAAGUCCACAUGGCUUAGAGGAAGAGAGAUCCCAUACUGAGUGUCUGUCCUUUCCGAUUGAUGUUCCUGCAGGGAAGACCGUACAUGUUGACAUCACUAUUGGUAGAGUUACAGUUGAUCUCCCCUUCACUGCCACAGUGGAAAUUACCUGUCUCAAUAAUAGUGUUCUGAGGUUUAAGAUCAGUGGAACCUACAAGGGCCUCACUUACACAGACGCAAAAGUAGUAGUAGUUACUACUAGUGCUUAAACUGUUGCGUAGGCUGAAGCUCUCAAAAUAAUUAAGUUAGAAAUUCACAAAGAGAACUUAUGUGAUGGCCAUUUGAUAUUUUGUUGUGUAACUCAUUGUGAAAGAAAUUUUGGGCCUAUGUACAAUGAAUGUGUUUUAGGAGAAGUUUACAGUUGGUUAAGAAGCUUGAUACAAUGAAUGUUGAUUCAACUCCAUUUGGUAGAGAUGCCAUUUGCAGUUUUAUGACACCUAACUAGGAGACGUGAAGUCUAAGAGACGGGAAGUCUGGGUGACCUGAGAGAGUUCUUGUCACCUGGGGGGAAGAGACAGUUGGUCUGAAGACAAUGUGGAUUCAACUGUAUUGUUCUAAGGAUUUAACCAAUGACAGAAGAGAUUUGGUAUAGCUGCAUGUCUGUAGGAUGGACCAAUGACUUUUGAGAACUGUCGUAUCUAUAAAAUGGUCUGUUGAAGAAUGUUCUGGGGGGUUAAGGGUCAUCAGCUGGGUAGUGCUGGUGGGCUGGAUUCUCCCGGUUCCAUUCUAGAAUGCUAGAUGGAGCUGUAUAGAAUUGUCUUUGUGUUAUUGUCUUAUGUUUGUGUGUCGAUGAUGUUAUGUUGAUAACGUUAUUAUGUUCAAAUCUACGUCAAAUAAACAUUAACUCUGUACUUCACCCGACUUCAGCUUAAACAAUUGAUUCUCCCAAAAACUUCCAUGACACUCAUAAGAAUACUUUUUAUGUCAGAUUUAGUGCUCUGAGGAGAAAUCAAUGUCUUCAAAGAAAGCAUAGUUAAAACCGAUGUGUUUAACUUCUGAAAAAGACCACAGGACUACAUUUCCUCAAUUUAUGUUCUGUGUUUUGAACAUGAUAUUAUUUAUAAUGCUAGUAAGAGUGUUGUUAUGAUUUGCAGAACUAAAGAGGAUAAAUGUCUAAACAUUUCUGUUUUUAAAUUGAAAAUUAUCUUAAUUUUUGAGUGAAGGUGAAAUAUAUUGAAAACAUUUUGAUGACAGAUGAGGACAUUGAAAGGCAACGUCCCAUGAUGUGUACACAGGAUAACAUACUUUCACACAAGUUUAGUGCAUGUACAGAUGGGGUGAAGGUCUUUUGCACACCACUCUACAUAGCACAUUUGUGGUCAAACUAUAGGAUAGCAAGCUUACAGAGACUUCAAGUAGCUUAUAAUGAUGCAAUGAGAGUGUUAUUAAAGAAAUCCAGAUGGCAUAGUGCGAGUGAAAUGUUUUUGGCUGCAGUCAAUACUUUGCAUGCUGUUUUAAUCAAUGUUAUGUAUACGUUUAUUUGUUGACUCAACAAUUCAGAAAAUGAAAUUGUGGGCUUAUCGAAUAUAAGGAUCAGUAUUAUACACUACCAAUCAAGCUGUGGAAAAUCUGUUACCGUUGCGUCUUUGUAACACACUGAUCUGUAUGGAUUAUUAUUUAUUUUUUGUCAAUGUAAUGAAUUGUCUUGUAUCUUAACUGGACCCUGAGUCUGUAAUAAAAGUUUUGAAUGGGAAA